Messenger RNA from Durusdinium trenchii, 722 nucleotides. The record is from the annotation of a GenBank genome assembly. Lineage: Eukaryota; Dinophyceae; Suessiales; Symbiodiniaceae.
AGCAAAGUGAGACAUGUUCGCGGGAACACUGACCACCCUCGGGAACAUUCGCGAUCAACGAGUCUUGUGAAGCAGGUUUGGAAGUACGGUGAGCACUUGUUCUUUUCAUUUUACUUGGAGCCAUGACAAAGCGUGGCGGCGGAGACAAAGAGUUGCAAGCCGUGCAGCAGUUGCCAAAGACGUUCUCGCUUGACAAUCCAGGAGAUGGACUGCAUGGUUCCUGGAAGUCUGAGAAAGGCAAGUGCACCAUCGGUAAAGAUCCCGUCACAGCUCGUCUCUCCUAUACUGAGCCAGUGGGCGAAGAGCGAGUGCAUGGAUGGCUGGAUCCAGUUUCCGGUGAGGAGUCGCUCUGGCACGGCACCCUUGUGUUGCUGAAGGCCGGUGAAGGGCCAUGGUAUGGCCCUUCCUUUGGACCGCCACCAGAGGUGGUGGGUGAUAUUAAUGUGAGACUCUUGAAGGGUGAUAAGCCAGGAAUGGAGACGCAGAUUCGCAUGCAAGAUGAGGAGGAGUGGUCAGAACUGACCAAGUUUGAACUGGAGGAGGGGGCUGAAGAAAAGCCAAUGCCCAAGCCUGAUCUAAGCAAUUUGCUCCCGAUGGAAGAGCGAAGCGAGUCUCGCGAGACAUAGCCUCCUCGGGGCAAAAGCAUCGCAAUUUGAGUUCUUGUUCUCAUUUGAACAGUUGACUAGUCGCGCUAUGUUGAGCUUCUGUUGUGACCCGGUAUG